Phytophthora sojae is the source of this 711-nucleotide messenger RNA. RefSeq lists its product as hypothetical. The coding region runs from base 1 to 711 and encodes 236 amino acids. The transcript has 4 exons. NCBI's taxonomy places the organism in Eukaryota, Oomycota, Peronosporomycetes, Peronosporales, Peronosporaceae. The record is from RefSeq and is a predicted model, not a curated record.
AUGUCUUCAUCCACACAAGCCUCCUUCUUCUGGGUGAAAUAUGGCUUUGACAACAUCACACCGCCGAAGAUGUACAAUGCCAACGUGUACUGCGCGAUCCUACGCAGUUUUGUAAAGAAUUCUUGUGCUAGGGACGUGGAGGACCUCUGCAAGCAGAAGAACAUCCAGCUAGGCAUCGAGCUCGACGCGCUCAACAAAGCUCUUCAGGCUGCCGAAGCUCGCAGUGGCGCAGCUCCGUUGGGAACGGGCAGGUCAGCAGCCUCAGCAAAAUCCGCUACAGGGUCACGUCCGCCAAGCGGAGCCUCUCGUCCAGUUACGCCCACAAUGCACGCUGGGUCCGGAGGGUCUACAGCGACAGCAGAAGACGAAAUGGCUGAGAUACUUGCUAAGAAGACCGCCCUGGAAGCUCAGCUUGAGGUGGUUGCUGACGCUUCCAAGCUAGCGAAAGAGCUGGUUGCAGGGACAGUUAUCGUCGACUUGGCAGAUGACCAUGGCACACGACUCAAACUGGACGAGACUGGGGAAACUCGAGCCAAUACCAUAUUAAAAGCUCGAGCGCACUACACGGCCGUGGCUGUCACUGUAGACGACAAGGGAUCACCUCACGCCGUGCCUCUGGUCUUCAAGCUGACAAAGCCCUCAACGAGCACCUCUUCCUCUCGUCCGAAUAGUGGGGCAGCGAAAUCUACAGGCUCCACCAUACCAACGUGA